This is a messenger RNA of Monoraphidium neglectum, 354 nucleotides long. Its product is annotated as RNA-binding protein 5/10. Lineage: Eukaryota; Viridiplantae; Chlorophyta; Chlorophyceae; Sphaeropleales; Selenastraceae. Bases 1 to 354 code for a protein of 117 amino acids. The record is from RefSeq and is a predicted model, not a curated record. The transcript has 3 exons.
AUGGCGCGGCUGGUUUUCAAAUCUGCGGACGACGCCGUGGCUCUGAUGGAGACGGACGCGCGCAGCAGCAUCUUUGUGGGCGGCCAGCGGCUGAGGCUCGAGUACGACGCCCUGCCGGGGCCGCCUGCCUGGGGCGGCGGCAGCGGCGGGGGCGGUGAACAGCAGCAGCAGCGGCAGCAAGGGCCCGCCCAGGACUGGGUCUGCGACAUGUGCAACGCCAUGAACUUCGCCCGCCGCUUUGAGUGCUACCACUGCCACACCGCGCGCCCCGCCAACGCGCGGCUGGUGGACAUCAACCCCAACGAGCCCUCGCCCGUCCUGAAAGUGGCGGGCCUAGAGCCCUCAACGGGGUGA